This is a messenger RNA of Aspergillus puulaauensis, 315 nucleotides long. RefSeq lists its product as uncharacterized. The record is from RefSeq and is a predicted model, not a curated record. Bases 1 to 315 code for a protein of 104 amino acids. The transcript is spliced from 2 exons. NCBI's taxonomy places the organism in Eukaryota, Fungi, Ascomycota, Eurotiomycetes, Eurotiales, Aspergillaceae.
AUGGUAGAGAUAUAUUCCAUCGGCUCUCGCAACGAGUGCGAACGCCUCGUCAAGGACUGGGGGUUUCGGCAUGUUUUCACCUGGGCAGAUGGGAGCAAUGCAUAUUACCCUCCUCAUACGCAUGGCGGCCUAACAACUCAUCUCAUCCGCCGGGGUACCUUCACAAUUACUUAUCCUGACGAUAACGCUAAGCUGCACAAUGGAGAGGUCAAGAAGGAGACCUUUGGAACAGGGGCGAGGAUAGAUGUGCCGGCUGGCAAGCGACACGAGGUUUGGAUCGGGGAUGAGGGGUGUGAGUAUGUCAUUGGUGAAUAA